CCGACAGGGUUUGCCGUAGUUGGGAAGAUGGCGACCGUAUCGCUGGUUAGCCGUCCUGCGAGUGUCCUUUCAAAGAUUUCAAGCAGCUGCUCCCCUGCUUUGCUGUCAGCUGCCUCUGUCACCACAGUCCAGCAGAGGAAGCUGCACCAUGCUCUCAUCCCCAAAGGGAAAGGAGGACGCUCAUCUUUUAGUGGCGUAGCUGCCACAGUGUUUGGUGCCACAGGUUUCCUGGGACGAUACGUGGUCAAUAGGCUGGGUCGGAUUGGCUCUCAGAUUAUAAUCCCUCAUCGCUGUGAUCAGUAUGACCUCAUGUACUUCAGGCCCAUGGGUGAUCUUGGGCAAAUCAUCUUCAUGGAGUGGGAUGCCAGGAACAAAGACUCCAUCAAACGGGCUAUGGAGCACUCUAAUGUUGUCAUCAAUCUGGUGGGCAGAGAGUGGGAGACAAGGAACUAUCGCUUCGAGGAUGUGUUUGUGAACAUCCCUCAGCAGAUUGCCAGGGCAGCCAGAGAAGCUGGUAUCACAAAGUUUGUCCACAUGUCGCACCUCAACGCUGACAUACGCAGCCCAUCCAAAUACCUGAGGAACAAGGCUGUAGGAGAGAAGGCAGUGAGAGAUGAGUUUCCUGAUGCCAUCAUCAUGAAGCCCUCUGAGAUGUUUGGGAGGGAGGACAGAUUUUUCAACUAUUAUGCAAACAUGCGCUGGUUUGGAAAUGCUGUUCCUCUUAUUGCCCUCGGGAAGAAGACAGUGAAGCAGCCUGUUCAUGUGGCGGAUGUGGCUAAGGCUAUUAUCAGUGCUAUCAGAGACCCAGAUGCUAAUGGAAAGACAUAUGCACUUGUUGGACCCAACCGUUACCUGCUUCGUGAUCUGGUGGAGUAUAUUUAUGCAGUGGCACACCGACCUUUUGUGCCCUACCCUCUGCCUCGCCCGCUCAUUCACCUGGCUGCCCAGUUCUUUGCAAUGAAUCCAUUUGAGCCCUGGACAACCCCAGACAAAGUGGACAGGUUUCACACAACAGACAUGAAGUACCCAGGACUCCCAGGGCUGGAGGAUCUCGGCAUCACUGCUGCUAGUGUAGAGCAAAAGGCUAUAGAGUUUGCGUCGCCACGCCGCUUCCGUUACCUGGAAGCCGAACUGGAUGAGACGAAGCAAGCCAAGACUGUCAACUAUUAAACCAUCCAAUGAGAAAUUUCCUUCAGUGCUUGUCUUUAACUCUAUUCUGUAUAUAAAUAAAGAAUUAUCCUCCAA
This is a messenger RNA of Archocentrus centrarchus (flier cichlid), 1245 nucleotides long. It is a transcript of the gene ndufa9a, whose product is annotated as NADH:ubiquinone oxidoreductase subunit A9a. NCBI's taxonomy places the organism in Eukaryota, Metazoa, Chordata, Actinopteri, Cichliformes, Cichlidae. Gene Ontology annotation, cellular component: mitochondrion. The record is from RefSeq and is a predicted model, not a curated record. Gene Ontology annotation, molecular function: protein-containing complex binding.